Molecule: messenger RNA, 4041 nt
Organism: Xiphophorus couchianus (Monterrey platyfish)
Lineage: Eukaryota; Metazoa; Chordata; Actinopteri; Cyprinodontiformes; Poeciliidae
Product: dnaJ homolog subfamily C member 16
Exons: 16
Coding region: 406-2811 (801 amino acids)
Source: RefSeq, a predicted model, not a curated record
UACGUAAAAACAAUUAGUUAAAGUUGGUUGAAGGUGUCGACUUCUUUUAUUCGGAAAACCAAGUUUCCAGUGUCUGUGAAGAAACUGCCACUCACAACAUGGCGGAAUCGCAAACUACUCAAUUUCCCAAAGCGACUUUCGAAAAAUGGCGCCUCCUCCUGGCCUCUUGCUUCGCAGUAGCAGAUCAUCAUUAGCCAGUGCUGGAGGUCCAGUAGGAUGCUGCGGAACACGCCCAGUACAUUCACCUCUCGUGCAGCCUGUGAUCUUUACGCGUUAAUUUUAGCCAGGGACGAGGAUCUGGGGAGGAACCACAUGUGUCCUAAGCAUGUGGCGUUGCACUGGUUGACUGCAUCAAGCCGGGGUGACUGAAGCAAGCUGGAGACGCUGCAGCCCCUGUGGUGACCGAUGGCCGGGUCAAACAUGAAUCCACCUUUGGCUGUGAUGGCUGUGGUGGUCCUCUCUGUCCUGCUGGCAGGAUCCAGCCACGCAGCCCCUGAGAUGGACCCCUACAAAAUACUGGGAGUAACCAGGAGUGCGAGCCAAGCAGAGAUCAAGAAGGUCUACAAGCGCCUCGCUAAAGAAUGGCAUCCUGACAAAAACAAAGAUCCAGGUGCUGAGGACAUGUUUAUCAAGAUCACAAAGUCUUAUGAGAUCCUGUCCAGCGAGGACAGACGUGCCAACUAUGACCGAUACGGGCAGACCGAUGACGCCCAAGCUUACAGCGGCAGCCGAUACAGACAUCGCCAGGACAACUUCUACUUUGACGAGUCCUUCUUCAACUUCCCAUUCAACACCAAGAACCACAGGGACUUCACCGACAGCAAGUACGCGCUGCACUUCAACCAGUACGUCAGCGAGGUGGUGCCUGACAGCCACAGGAGGCCGUACCUGAUAAAGAUCACCUCCGACUGGUGCUUCAGCUGCAUCCACAUUGAGCCCGUGUGGAAGGAAGUGGUGCAAGAGAUGGAGGGUCUAGGCGUCGGAAUAGGUGUGGUCGAUGUUGGCUACGAGAGGCGUUUAGCCAAUCACCUCGGUGCUCACCGCACCCCCUCCAUACUGGGUGUCAUCAGUGGAAAGGUGACGUUUUUCCAUUACGCCGUAGCAAAAGAACACCUGAGGCAAUUUGUUGAAGACCUCCUCCCUCAGAGAGUUGUGGAGAGGAUCACCGACAAAAAUGAGCAGCAGUUCUUAAACAGCUGGCAUGAGCUCAACAAGCCACAUGUGCUUCUGUUUGAUCAAGUUCCUGCCGUCCCUCUGCUGUUCAAACUCGCAGCGUUUGCUUACAAGGACUACCUGCAGUUUGGUUACGUGGACCAGGGCCUUGCGGAGACGGCCGAACUGCAGAAACGGUUUAACAUUAACACUUACGCUCCGACCAUGCUGGUCUUCAAGGAGAGCACUGACAAGCCGGCUGAUAUUAUACAAGCUAAAGGAAUGAAGAAACAAAUUAUCGACGAGUUCAUGUCAAACAACAAGUUCCUCCUCGCGCCACGGCUCGUCAGUCAGAAGCUCUUCGAUGAGCUCUGUCCUGUCAAACAGUUUCACCGACGCAGGAAAUACUGCGUUCUGUUGAUGACAACUGAUGAAGAGACAUAUUCCUCUGGGAACCGGGAGUUUCUCUCAUUUGCAUCUACCAACACAAGGGAUGUUGUGAGGUUUGCUUAUGUGUACCAACGGCUGCAGCAGCCACUCUGUGACAUCCUCAUGCACAGUGAGGACGGCGCUCAGUCAACGCCGCAGGUGGUGAUACUGGAGAGGAGAAACACAGCCGGAAAAGCUUUGUUCAAGCCAGUUACAGCCUGGAACGGCAGCGAGGAGGACAAGCUGCGUCUCCUGGAGGAACUGGAACGACUUCACAAGGACCCGUCCAUCCUCAUACAUGAUGCCAUUCUACCUGAACUCAACAAUGAGUUUGCUUCGAUGUUUGUAGUCCGGUGGAUCUCUGCAUCUUAUGACUAUCUCUCAGAAGUUAUUGAUGAUAUUCUUCAUAACAACUGGCGCGAGAUGAUGCCUCUUCUGUCCCUCAUCUUCUCUGCUUUGUUCAUCUUGUUUGGAACUGUGGUGAUCCAGGCCUUCAGCGACUCCAGUGAAGAUAAACAGAUGAAACCAAAGGUGAAGGAUGGAACUAAAGCAGAAAAUGGAUCAUCAGGGAGCCGACCUCCGAAAAAGAAUUUUGUGGAGGUGACAGAGUUGACCGACAUCACCUACAUCAGCAACCUGGUGAAGCUGAGGCCUGGACACAUCAAUAUAGUCCUGGUUCUCACUGAUGCCUCCAAAAAUAUCCUUCUUAGCAAGUUCGCCAAAGAGGUGUAUUCUUUCACAGGGACCCAGACGCUGCACUUCUCCUUCCUGAACCUCGACAAGCACAGCGAGUGGAUGAGCACGCUGCUGGAAUACGCCCAGGACGCGGCGCAGAUCGAUGCGGACGAGGACGACAGCGGGAGCCGUAGAACGGACCACACCGGGUUUGUGCUGGCCCUGAACGGCCACAAAAAGUAUUUGUGUCUCUUCAAGCCGGUCUACACCGGAGAGGACCUCGACGGAAAGCCAUCUGAAGACGAAGCAGGGACGUCAGUGGGCAAGCCGAGGCCCGGCUCCCGCGACGGUCAUCCUCAACGCAAAUCCAGUCGAUCCCGCAGCACAUCCACCCUGCAGAUUCACCACAAACUGGACCGUCUGGGGCUUUGGAUGGAACGGCUCAUGGAGGGCACCUUGCCUCGUUACUACGUUCCUGCCUGGCCAGGGCUUGACAAGAUCACACCAAACCUUGAGUGGAGCAAAUUUCUGAUAGACAGAAUAAACACAAGUUAACCAUUGAGGAGCUCUGUGAAAGUGCUGCUGGCUUCCCCUUGUUUAUUCUUUAUUUUUGAUUCCCAAACACAACUCCUUACCCCUUAACUUUCACUGGUUUUUCCGUGUCUGAAGCUCAGCUCCCUGCUAUAAAUAAGAACACAGAGACGGAUCAGAAACCCGGCACAGCUUGUGCCGAUCCUGGUGCUGCUCCCUGGUCCACUUUAUCAACUCUACUCUGCAGCUGGAAAUAUUGCCAUGCCCCGCCAUCACGGUCUCAUAACGUUGUGUUCUUUUUACACUUUACUCAGACAUUAAAAUGGAAUAAUAAAAUCACUGUGGCCACCUCUGCUCCUGCUGACGAUGGGUCAGCAAGUCAGAAGCUGUGCAGCAUAAAUAAUCCAUUUAUUUUGCAGAAAGGCUGAAGAUGAGGAAUUUAGCUUCCUGCUGCCUUGUGUCUGAUCUUUGUGCUGCUGUGGUACGACUCACUCGUGGCUGAUUUUGUUGUUGGUUUUGGAAAGUUCUUAUAAAACCCAUGUAAUUAUUUAAGCAGUUAGAAAGCCGUGUUUAAAGAAAAAAGAACUGUGAAUAAAGAUGCAUGAAACUCAUAUUUAAUGUCUUGGCCUUUUUAUGCAUCUAAAAAAUAUAUAAUUUUUUUUUCUGAUUUUACUGCUGUAAUGCCCUGAAGGUCUUCCAUGGUUCUGUGCUCCAGCAGAAAAAGAAAACAUGCUCUUGCUUUUGUUCAAUGCAAAGUAUAUUAUACCUGUGUACAUUUAACAAAUGAGUUUUUCAAAUAACCUUUCAGUAGCCUUCUCCUGCUUAAAUCAACUUAACAGGCAGUAGCUUUAUGUAGCCUUGAACCCGACAGCAUUUUUCAAAGACUUGCAUAUUUUCUAAGAGGCACUAGAGUUUACUGAUACGCCCUCCUCUGUCCAUGAACGUGAAACUGUUUGAUACUUUUUUCUAAUAAUUUAAACAGAGCUUACAAAUGCUGCUUAAAAUAGUUUGCUAUUGGUUACUACAAUCAUGGUGAGUUUGUAUCUUCAAAAAACGGUGUCCUUGGAAACUCAUCGAAAUAUUUAUGUUAUUUGAUUCCGUGUGACAUUUAUAUAUACAGUAUAUAUAUUUAAAAAAAUGCUGCCGUAAAUUGUUCCAGGUUGUGUCAAAUUCAUUUAAUGUGUUGUAAUUCAGUCCAUUUUAUUUGUAGGGCAGCAAACAGGUUUAUUAAUAAAGACAAGAAUUGUGAAUUUA